Brassicogethes aeneus is the source of this 4774-nucleotide messenger RNA. NCBI's taxonomy places the organism in Eukaryota, Metazoa, Arthropoda, Insecta, Coleoptera, Nitidulidae. The record is from the annotation of a GenBank genome assembly.
AGUCAGUAGUAUCGUUUGAAAUUUGGGUGAUGCAAUAUAAAUGUUGAUAAGUAUAGGACCUUUAAGCUUAGCAGGGCAGUAUAAUCCUAAAAUACGAAGAAAAAAAAUUGGCAGUGCCUACUGCACCUCCGGCGGAACAAUAUUGUCAGUGCCUACUGCACCUCCGACGGAACCAUAAAAACUUUUUUGUACCACCGCGGCGGAACUUUUACAAACAUUGAACAGCUAAGAAAAAAUAGAUGAUUAGAUAACUGGUGAAUCUUCUUGGAUUAGAUAAACAUUUCAACAUAGAAAACCAUAAAGGGAUGGAUUUCAACAAUGGGUUGCCUAUAACCAGACUAAUUAUCCAAUACAACUUAUCUGGGUUGCCUACCAGUCGGUGUUAUACAUUUUUAGGUUAGUUAUGUAUAACCUCUAAAACGUGUAAGAACGUUUUCAUGGUAUUGUUUAUAAGUUCUUUUAACUAAAGUAUGCACGUUUAUUAAAAAUUUACGAUUUAAAACGUCAGUGUAAACUGCUUAAUUACAUUUAAUAUAGUUGAGAUGUAAAUGUGGUGUAGUUUUGUAGAAAAAUGAGUUCAAAAGUUAGUUUUUCAGUGACCAAAGAAAAAAUUAUCAGGACUGAUGAGUUGUUGCAAAUGUUUGCAACUGUUAGCAAUGAACUGGAAGAGCUUAAGCCACUUUAUAAAGUUUGUAAAUCAAAAAACAAAAACCUUACAAAUGAUAAUGAUCUACUGAAAAUAGAAAAUGAGAGGCUAAAAUUUAAUUACACAACAUUAAAAGCUGAUACAGCAAAAUUAACUGAGCAAAGGGAUUCCCUCCAAAUUGAGUGGAAUAGUUUAGAGAAAAAAUACUCACAGCACAUUGUUAACAACCAGACACAAAUUCAAGAUUUGAAAAAUGAACAGCAGAUGAACCUAGAACUGAAGUUAGCCGAAUUGAAAGAAAAAUGUUCUACUUAUAAAAAUCAAUUAACAGCUCAAAAACGGCAAGUUAAUAGUUUAACUGUAGAGAAUGAAAGGUUAAGGUUACUAGACACUCAUAAAAACCCCAAAAAGGACCCCCCCAAAAUAAUAAUCCAACAAGAUAUUCUUAUAAAUAAAGACAAUAAAAUAGUUCAAUCAUUAGAUCCAAUUGCACAAGAUAUCGACAAUAAUGGCAAAAUUAUUAAAGAUUUGAAAGCAAAGGAAAAUGAGCUACAGAAAAAAAUAUAUAAACUCACUUUGGAUAAUGAAAAAUUAAAAACUGAAAUGGAGUCGUUAAAGUUGGAGGCCAAUUUAGUUCAAGCAGAGUUAAAACAGCAAAUCAAUCAGAUUGAGUCAGAUUUAAAGGACCAAAAGAAUCAGUUUCAAUCUAAAAUAAUUAAAUUAAAGAAGGUUAAUUCACCAAAGAAACCAAAAAUCACUGAAUGUACACAGUGUGGAGAAUUAAAAAAUCAGCUGAAUUGUUUGGAACUUGAGGUACAAAUGUUGGUAGAUGAAAAUAAUAAUUUAAAAUCACAAAAUAAUAAAAUGGAUCCCCAGACGAAAAUGAUGGUAACAGAAACUUUGUCACAAGAAGUUAAAAAUUCUGCAGUCCAAACUGAGUUUUUAGUUCAUGAUUUAGACUGCUUGUAUAAAAUGUUAUUUGAUAUGAAUGUACCAGAAAAAUUAAGUCCUCUCAAGGAAAGUUACUUUGAAAAUCUUCCAAAUGAUAUAGAAGAACUUACAAAUUUAGAAACUUUAAAUUCAGACCAUGAUAACGAAAGUUCAAUGUCUGUAAUCCAAAAAGAAAUAAUUACCGAAAUUCAUGACGAAAAUACUACAGAAAUUGAGCAUGAAACGACUCAACAAAACACCGAUAAAACAUCGGAAAAAAGAAAACUUUGGCGGGACCAAAAACAAAAGCGAUCCCUCUUGUUAAGGAAAAAACGCAGGCUACUGUCGCAUUUCAACAACUACAACGAGUUCCGAAUCAAGAACGUGCAUCUAAGAGGCCAAAACAAUCGCAAGAGGCGCAUGCGCGCAAGCUGCGCGCACCAACCGCGCGACAUCGUCCUAGACGCCAUGUUGGCCCUGAAAAAGUCGAACAUGAGCUUCACGAUAUCCAGCGAGAACUGCCGAUGCGACCCGAGCAUGCACUGCGUUCAGAAAUCCGCGCGUUUCAAGAGGGAGCGCGACUGCCGCAUCGUAAAAAGCGAGUGCUGCUUGAAGGAAUGCCAAACCGACAGAACUCCGUUCAUGCUCAUCGAUAAAACGAAAGAUGGGGAGCAGUUGCUGGGAUUUUUCAACGUCAAAAAUGAGAGGCAAAUGUUACCUCUCGAGGAGAAUAAAAAGAUUCACUACCUCACCGAUAUUCUACAGAAAGCCAACAGCAUUGAGAAAGCUGAAAAGGAAAGUUUGGACGUGGACAGUGAAGAGUUGCAGAAAUUGAUCGAUUUGGCCAGUGAAAACGUCAAAUUAAGAGAAUACAACUACGAAAAAAGGCAGGAAAUGAAAGAAUUGUUUGAGAAACAAUUGAGUUCCAUAUUUGAAAUUUCCAAUAAAAAUAAUGCCACUGGUAUCAAAAAUUUGUCCAGAAUUGCAAGUCCUGUAAGGAAAAUUGGCAAAAAAGUUACAUCAACGCCAAAUAAAUUGACAACAGAAAAAAGAUCAACCCAAGAAAAUAAUUUAAUAUCAUCUUCACCACCAAAUGAAAAAGAAGCAAUAAAAGAAAGACUGUCUUUCCCACAAAACAAUAAAGAAUCUUCACCAAGCGCAGAUUGUGAAGGCUCAAUAAGUCCAUUAAACAUUUUCUCCAAGUAUUCCGCACUACCGUUGUUAAGCCCCUUAAAUGAAAGGGAGUCAAUAUUGAAGAAAGGCUCACCAACAAAAAUGCGCCCUAGUAAGAAACUCUCCUUUAGUGAAACUACGCCGCCAAUAAUUCCUUUAGCAACAAACACGAUUGAACAAGAUUUGGAUGUUGAAGAUGUAAGACCAUUGAAGAUUAAACCCGUCAGAUUAAGUCGUAACAGUGCCGUUUUUUCUUCAAACGAAUCUCUGGAUGAUGUGGGAAAUACAGAAGAAGUUAAAAAGGGGGCAGCAAGAAGUACUUUAAAGAAAAAAUCAUCAAGAUCAAGCCUUUUGGAAAGACUUAGAGGCAAAAGAAAAUGUACCAGUGUAGGGGACAGCAUCCCUAAGAAGCGGGGUCGACCUAGAAGUACAUUAGUAAAUAAGGAAAUAUUAGAAAUUAAUUCUGAUAGUAAUACAAUAGAAACAAUUAAUAAUAAGGAAGACAAUUGUGAUAGUAAUUUUAAGAAUGUACAAAAUACAAGUGAAACUAGUCCAAAUCAACGUAAGCCGAGGAGAUCAGCUCGCAUGGUUAGCAGUUAUUUGAAGAUGAUUGACAAUGACGAAACACCGGAAGUUGUCCAUAAAGUCCCGGAAGUUGUGCAAAAAGAACUACCAGUUGCACAAAAUAUAUUCUCAAAGCCCACACCUUCAGUUUUAAAGAAGGAAUCGGUAGAUAAAGUGGGAGAAAUUAUGUCAAUGAUGAAAAACACCAAAACCUCCACUACUCCAAUGCUUACAGAAGAAUUACCAUUGAAUAAUAAUGUUGAUAAAGUAGAUACUCCCUUAUCUCCAAAUCAACAACCAUCUGCGAACAGUAGCAUUAAAAACAAUGAUGAUUCAAGGGAUUCCUUGAGAUCACCGGAACCGGAAGUGAUGACGAGUUGCGAGGACCCCAAGAUUAUACCGUUGGAGAAGCCUCCCAAAAUGACGCUUUGCAAGGUUGACCUCCUGUUCAAAAAACUAAUCAACUUUUCCAAAGAAAAAAAAGUGGUUGAGGAGGUUGUGAGCCAAUUUAUUUCAGAGGAACCGGAAUAUAUUGCGCAGUUGGUUCUUGAGAUCGCCUCCAGAGACAUCUACGACAAGCCUUCCAACACCCACAACAACUACGCGCCCCCCCUAACGGAAACUCAAAUGGUUCUCUUUGGCUUCAUGGUGCGCCUGGACAAAACCCUAUGCGAGAGCGUUCAGGAGCACUUCUUGAAGAAAACCGAAAUCGUCAUGUUUUCCAAAGUGGCAGACGUCCAACAAGCCAAUCCUCUGUCCAGGAUGUACAUAGCGAUAUGCAAGGCCCGCAAGGACAUGGACAGAAUAAGGAAGUUUUGCUGCGAGUGUUUUUAUUUCAUGGAAGAUUUAGCUGUGCCGGUGUUUUUCAACGUUUUGACCUCCUGGACGCAAGUUUUGCCAAAACAUGAGGCAUCAAACGAUUGCCCCAUGGCAAAGGUUUUAGUCCAGUUGGUUCAGUUGAAAGUUUGCAACACCCCUGGUUUUAAUUUGUGCCCUUUAAGAGAUCUUUUGCAUUAUUUUUAUGGCUAUCCCAAGGAGAGGCAGGAUUGUAAUGCAGUUUUUAAGGAUAUUUUUAACAGUUACAUUGGAAAUCCCUCGAGAAAUACGGACUUAUCUAUAAUACUUUUCUGUAAGCACCAAUCAGACCAGUGGGUUUUGGACAAGUUGGACAAACAUUUUAAGCCUUUGGUACACAAAAUACCAAGUGAGAAUUACAAGGCGACCGUUUUGGUUUUGAUUGGGAAGAUUUGUAAGAAUUUUAGGAAGAAAGGGCUUUUAAAUGAGACGGUUAUGUGGCUGGAAUCCUUGAAAAGUGAAUCCACCACCGGGGUUUUGCUUCAAGCUAUAAAUUAUUGCUUGCGUUAUAUAGAUUUAAGGAAAAAGUUGGCGUAAAUAACGCCUCCAAAGUGAUACUAGUAAAUUAAUAAAUACGGUUUGUAUAAAUAAAUAAAAUUAAAAUUA